Molecule: messenger RNA, 2334 nt
Organism: Python bivittatus (Burmese python)
Lineage: Eukaryota; Metazoa; Chordata; Lepidosauria; Squamata; Pythonidae
Gene: PLEK2
Product: pleckstrin 2
Biological process (GO): intracellular signal transduction; actin cytoskeleton organization
Cellular component (GO): plasma membrane
Source: RefSeq, a predicted model, not a curated record
GACCAGACGUCACCCUGAAGUGGUGGCGAAGAAAGUCAGUCUGCCUCUUAAAACCUCAUAUUCAGAAGAACCGGUUUGCAGCCACUUGCAAGAUUCCCAACAGGCACAUUCUUCGCUUGGCUGCAUGCCCAUCAUGGAGGAAGGAAGGGGGAUUCUUAAAGAGGGCUUUCUAGUUAAAAAGGGUCACGUUGUCCCUAAUUGGAAAACAAGGUGGUUUGUUCUUCUCCAGGACAGGCUGCUGUAUUAUAAAGUGGUGGGAGGAAAGCAGGAGCCUUCUCCAAGGGGCAGGAUUUUUCUGGACGGCUGUACAAUUACUUGCCCAUGUUUGGAAUAUGAGAACAGGCCGUUAGUUAUUAAGCUAAAGACAAAAACCAACACAGACUAUUUCCUUGACUGUUGCUCUCGAGAAGAGCGUGACAUUUGGGCGUUGGAUAUAACUGGUGCUAUUCAUGCUGGCAAUCCAGUGCAAGUUCAGCAACUUCAUCUCAUGAGAAACUCCUUCAAACUUCCUGCAAAUAUCAGCCUGAAUCAUAUUGUAGACAAAAUGUAUGACAGCAGCAGUGGAAUCAAGAUAACACCCAACACAGGACAAGGCAGCUUGUAUAAAGAAAGCUUUACAGGCUCCAUACUGGUAGAUUGGUUGAUUUCCAAUAGUUUUUCAGCUUCCCGGCUUGAAGCAGUCACACUGGCCUCUGUGCUGAUGGAUGAAAAUUUCAUUAAACCUGUGGGACUCCGCAGCACUGAAGCCAUGAGGAAUGGAGAUUUGGCUGAGCAAUUUUUAGAUGACUCUACUGCCUUAUAUACAUUUGCUGAAAGCUAUAAGAAAAAAGUUUAUACUAAAGAACAGCUUAAUAUUAACAUACUUGAACUGAGUGGCACAAUUCUGAAGCAAGGCUUUUUGAUAAAACAGGGGCACAAGAGGAAGAACUGGAAAGUGAGGCGCUUUGUCCUGAGGUCUGAUCCCGCUUUCCUACACUAUUAUGACCCCACAAAGGAAGAUAACAAACCAGUUGGGGGAUUUUCUCUCCGUGGUUGCCUUGUCUCAGCACUGGAAGACAAUGGGGUCCCAACAGGAGUGAAAGGAAAUGUGCAGGGCAACCUCUUCAAAAUCAUCACAAAGAAUGACAUUCACUACUACAUACAGGCUAGUUCCAAGACUGAAAGAGCUCACUGGAUUGAGGCAAUCAAGCCACUAACAUAGGAGAUGUACCAAAGUGCCUUUAUGGGACAGUGGCAAAAUUCAUACCGUAUCUGGUACACAUAAAGGGGUUGCUUUUUCAGAUUGCUGGCUGAGUUGUUUUAGCCCAGCAUGAAGUUAGCACCUGGCAGAUCUACUGUAUUUAGGCUUUUUCUUUGAAGCAGGGAAGCAUAUUAUAACACAUCCACUGACAAUUUGUGUUUUUUUUAAAUGUGGCCCGAUGAUGACAUGUUGAUUCUCUGGCACCAUUCUGCAGUUCAGAAUAUGCUAUCUGGUACCUUCAUCUGAAAUAGAAGUAAAAUGGCCGAUGUGGAAAAACUAACAAAUCCAACAUCCUGGAACCAAAUCUGGCCAUUUCAAUAUGCUUUUGUGCAAAUCCCUUAAAUAAGGAUCUACGUACUGUAAGUCUUUAGAUGAUUCUAUACAGAAGGGCCCCUUCCCUCCUAUUUAACUAGUGGGAAGCUUCAGAGAUUCCAGCAUUAUUCAUGAAAGUGCUGGAGACCAAGAAUGUUGCUGUGAUAUAAGGCUUAGUAUUUACAUAUUGAAGACAAGGGGGAAUUCACUGUAUUAAUAUCACCAUGGAUUUCUAAUUCAGAGUGCCCUAGAUUUCCUGAGAGAACAAAGUUUGCUUCUUGCUUCCUUUUCAUAUCCAGUCCCAGCGUGACUUUAGAUCAAUUACAUUGUCAGUCUAACUUGCCUUACAGGAUUCCUGUAAUGAUAAAAGGAGAGAUGAACUGAACAGCCAUGUACGGUAGUGCUACACUGAGUGCUUUGGAGAAGGGAGGUCUCUAUGUAAUAUACUUUGAUGGCAAUAUGAGAAGUCACAUGUGCUGAACAUACAAUGUAGCCCACUGGCUGCUGUUCCCAUAGCGGUGGAAGUGGAAGAGGAAAAAAUGUCUUAACAUAUAAUGUGUAUUUAUAAUCUGAGCAUAAGGCACACAAAGUAUUUAGAAUUGGUGUUAGAAAGAUCACUUAUAUUUUUACCAUCAUAGCACUGUGAUGGUGGGUUCCAGAUGUUGCGAUGUUUGAUUCCCCCCAUUCCAAUUCCUUUAACUGUAUAUGAUCUUGUGUGAUGUAAAUGUUGGGUGGUCGUCUAGAUGUUCAUACUUUUGUUAAAAAAAUAAACCGGUUUUCUA